AUGGGGAACUCCGGUAGCAGCAAGGGCUCUCCGAACACGGCAGCGAUUGACGAGCUGAUUAGCGCACACGACAUGGUGGUUUUCUCGAGCAGCACUUGCCCCUUCUGUCAACAAGCUCUUGGUGCUCUUCGCGAGGCAGGCUACACCCCAAAGGUUGUGGAGUCCUUUGACCGUGGUGCCCUGAGCGCCAAGUGUGGUGGCUCCACCAGUGUCCCCAAGGUCUUUGUGAAGCAGAACUUCAUUGGAGGCUGCAACGAUGGAGGAAUGGGAGGGACCUUGCCACUCCUAAAGAACGGCAAAAUCAAAGAGCUGAUGGGGAAUUAA
Messenger RNA from Symbiodinium sp. CCMP2456, 324 nucleotides. NCBI's taxonomy places the organism in Eukaryota, Dinophyceae, Suessiales, Symbiodiniaceae. The record is from the annotation of a GenBank genome assembly.